Molecule: messenger RNA, 1137 nt
Organism: Phytophthora infestans T30-4
Lineage: Eukaryota; Oomycota; Peronosporomycetes; Peronosporales; Peronosporaceae
Exons: 1
Coding region: 1-1137 (378 amino acids)
Cellular component (GO): perinuclear region of cytoplasm
Source: RefSeq, a predicted model, not a curated record
AUGGAGACGGCGCGUCAUAAGCGGUUCCAUGCUCAACGGAAGCUACACUACUUGCGUCACGAACUGCUGGUCGAUCUAGGCUUCUCAAACUGGCAUACACUCGAGUUCUGGCGACUCGUUGCUAUGCUAAUGUUCGCGUGUUGGAUACGUUUAUACGUUCACUACGUCACCCAGUGGCUCUUUCUACGGGGCAACCGUAUCCCCGUUUACGACUUCCAGCCGCGAUGGACGACGUGCAUUGUAAAGUAUACGUGGCAAACCGUGGCUACCCACACGGAGAUCGGUCUGCUUUCGUUGGGAGUUCUAGGCAACACGAUGAUGUUCGGCUUCCUCUCCGGUUCUGCUGCUCUUGGUCAACGCUAUGUGGGCGAUCUGCCGUCGUUCGGGUCUAACUUCGUUGUUUGUGCCGGAAUUGCAACCGUGCUAGACCCAUUUCUCAUACUUUUUGUCGAUGUGCUGUCACACCACUACGGAUGUUCACAACUGAGCGAAUGCUCUGUGUCACUGACAGCAUCCGGGUGCUCCUGUGUCAACGGUGACUGGUUCAAGCUAUAUGUGCGGUUCCAGGCGCAAGAGGGUAGUGGGUUGGUGGGCAUCUUUAUAGUCCUCAUCUUGUACCUGGCGCUUACGUGUUUAUCUCUCUUGGCACUCUACGUCUAUCUGCUGUACGUUCACAUGAACGGCCGAAUGCUCGACGUGUACCGACGAGUGCAUGGUCACGAAGAUGCCUUCUUCGUUCCACACGACGCUGAAAUAUCUCUCCAGGAGUUGCAGACGAUCUGUGCUCAGGUCACACGCUGGAAAGGCCCACGUGGCACACAGCGAAAGGUAUUUGUCCAUGAAUACGCGUUGUCUGAUCCGCUUGAUCCACUGUUCCGCGAAACAAACACUCACGUGGCUGUGUACAAUGUGGAGUUUGACGGUACUCGAGAACUACAUCGUCACUUUCUCAAAAUGCCCGAUGGAGCUGUGUUGGAGCUGUUCGGUGAGCUUGGAGCGAACACCGAUGGUAACUGGAAGAGUGACGCCCCUCAGGGCGCUGCCUCACUUGCGCUGCUAUACAACAUUCUCCAAGAUGUGCAGCGGGGUGAUACCUCGGCUUCAAUGUCCAGCGCUAGUGUUUUCGAUGGCCUGUAA